Molecule: messenger RNA, 1067 nt
Organism: Impatiens glandulifera
Lineage: Eukaryota; Viridiplantae; Streptophyta; Magnoliopsida; Ericales; Balsaminaceae
Exons: 2
Coding region: 42-899 (285 amino acids)
Source: RefSeq, a predicted model, not a curated record
UUACAAAUUAUCCUGAUAAUAUUCGCAAAUUUGAUAUCAGAAUGUUGAGUGAUGGAGAAGGAGUUUAUCAUCAUCCAACUAGUUCAGGAUCUUUUUGUGUGCCUCAUUUACCACUAAUAGAAGAAGCACGAGAGAAAGGUAUUAAGCAUUUUGGACAUGAACAUCCGUUGAAAUUCAAGGAAGACGUUAGAAAUGGAUCUAAAGAUGUAUUGGAUUGCAAUGGUUGUGGUACUGAAAUUGGAAGAAGUGGGUUCAGUUGUUGUAUAGAAAAAUGCAAAGGUUUUAAUCUUCACGAAUUUUGCGCAUCUUUACCCAAAGAGAUGAAGGACCAUCCACAACACCCACAACAUCCUUUAAUCCUCUCCACAGAUUUCUACGUAUCAUUCAGAUGUAAUGUUUGUAAAAUUAACUUUAUGUGGACGUCGCCAAUUUGUUAUCACUGUGCGGUUUGCGAGUUUCACGUGGAUCUAAGAUGCGCAUCCAUGUCCUUUCUUGUUUGUCCUCGCACUCUGCACGACCACGAAUUGACCGCUCAGUUAUUCCCGACAUCGUUUUUGUGUAGUUUUUGCGGUGAGAAACAUAAAGAAUUUGGUAUGUCCUAUCAGUGCAGAACCUGCUCCUUCUGGAUCCACGAGCAAUGCUACUCACUGCCUCUAAAUAUCACACACGGCAGUCAUGAUAUGCAUCCGCUUCAGUUAUGUCGUCUACAAGGAGAGGAUUUACCCAAGUGUCUAUGCGGCGUUUGUGAGGAAAAGAUAAACAGCCGAUUGGGUUUCUAUGUUUGUAAGAGAUGUAAAUACACAGUUCACAGCAAAUGCUCAACUAAGGAAUGUAGGGAUCCUCCAAUAAUUGAAGAAGAAGAAGAUCAAAUAAUUCAAUUUCGCGUUGCCUUCGACUGAGGUAGUACAUAACACGCUAGCCCAAUUUAUUAAAAAUAUAUGUCAAUGGAAGGAAGAGGAAGAGGAAGUUAAUAUCCUAAAUCACCGCAGCCAUGAUCAUCCACUUGCUCUUGAGUUUGAUUUAAGCAAGAUUACAAACUUUAACUAUGAAGUCUGCAAUGGGUGCAU